GUAGUGAGACGGGCCUGCGCGCUGUCUUGGCUGAGGUUCACGGUAGAGGACGUUGGAGUCAUCUGUGGAAGAUUAAACGGAAUUUUCUCAUUUUAAAAACGACACAAAUCUUAGUAAACAUGUUUUCCUGCAUUGCCAGACCAGCUAUUCAUCUUAGCAGGAGCUUCUCCACCUCCGUACAGAGCAAUGCCCGAGUGGCAGUUCUGGGUGCGUCGGGUGGCAUUGGGCAGCCCCUGUCCUUGCUGCUGAAGAACAGCCCCCUGGUGAGCCAGCUCUCCCUGUACGACAUCGCCCACACCCCUGGAGUGGCAGCGGACCUUAGCCACAUCGAAACCCGGGCGCAUGUAACCGGCCACAUCGGUCCAGACCAGCUGGGAGAGUGUCUGAAGGGCUGUGAGGUUGUGGUGAUCCCUGCCGGUGUGCCCAGGAAACCCGGCAUGACCCGUGAUGAUCUGUUCAACACCAAUGCCACCAUUGUAGCCAAUCUAACAGACGCCUGUGCUCGCCACUGCCCAGAGGCAAUGAUCUGUGUCAUUUCAAACCCUGUCAACUCCACUAUUCCCAUUACAUCAGAGGUGCUGAAGAAGCACGGUGUCUACAACCCCAACAGAAUCUUCGGAGUGACUACCUUGGACAUCGUGCGAGCCAACACUUUUGUUGGUGAGCUAAAAGGUCUGGACCCUGCCCGUGUCAAUGUUCCUGUUAUUGGAGGUCAUGCAGGGAAGACCAUCAUCCCACUCAUCUCGCAGUGCACACCUAAAGUGGACUUCCCUCAAGAUAAGCUGGCCACUCUGACAAGCCGAAUUCAGGAGGCUGGCACUGAGGUUGUGAAAGCCAAGGCGGGGGCAGGAUCGGCUACAUUGGCCAUGGCUUAUGCUGGAGCUCGGUUUGUCUUCUCCCUGUUGGAUGCCAUGAAUGGCAAAGAGGGUGUUGUUGAAUGCGCCUUCGUGAGGUCUGAGGAAACUGAAUGUACCUACUUCUCUACACCUCUCCUCCUGGGGAAAAAUGGCAUUGAGAAGAACCUGGGUCUGGGCAAGCUGUCUCCUUUUGAAGAGAAGCUGCUUGCUGAAGCCAUGUCUGAGCUGAAGGGCUCCAUCAAGAAAGGGGAGGAGUUUGUGAAGAACCUGAAGUGAAGGGCCGGGUCUCCAAGCCAGCUGUGAAAGUCACUUUAAAAGACCGCAGUCUUGCGCCAAAGCACUUACUGUAAUGAAGAGGCUUUUACCAUCAUGUCCGUCAUGUUGCAGCUCUUUAUUACUGUUCAGUCUAAAUUAUAUCUGCUCGUCAAUAAACAAAUUGAUUUCUGA
This is a messenger RNA of Polyodon spathula (Mississippi paddlefish), 1304 nucleotides long. It is a transcript of the gene mdh2, whose product is annotated as malate dehydrogenase 2, NAD (mitochondrial). The transcript is spliced from 9 exons. Gene Ontology annotation, biological process: tricarboxylic acid cycle; malate metabolic process. Gene Ontology annotation, cellular component: mitochondrion; cytoplasm. The coding region runs from base 120 to 1133 and encodes 337 amino acids. Gene Ontology annotation, molecular function: L-malate dehydrogenase (NAD+) activity. The record is from RefSeq and is a predicted model, not a curated record. NCBI's taxonomy places the organism in Eukaryota, Metazoa, Chordata, Actinopteri, Acipenseriformes, Polyodontidae.